Molecule: messenger RNA, 1089 nt
Organism: Bacidia gigantensis
Lineage: Eukaryota; Fungi; Ascomycota; Lecanoromycetes; Lecanorales; Ramalinaceae
Exons: 2
Coding region: 1-1089 (362 amino acids)
Source: RefSeq, a predicted model, not a curated record
AUGGCGUUGUACCUGCGUCAGUCCAGCCCUGAAGACGUCGUAGAAAAAGUUCUUCGCCGGGCAGAACUUGCCAAUAUGGCAAGGAAGCUGAAGGACAGGCUAGCCCUGGCCAGCCACAAGAUUCAGCACGGCCAGGAGAAUUUAAGCUUCAGAGACGUCGAGGCUCUCUUCGAAAGCUCCGUCAAGCGCAAAAGACUUAUGUCGGCCAUUGAAACAUCUUCAACAUGUUCGUCCUCGUCAUCAGAGAACACAUACGUCCCCAACGGUGUUGCAUCAUCGCCAUUGACUGCUCCUUUGUUCUCGGACGCCGUUGAAGGUUCUGGAAGAGCGACCAACCCUCGGAAAAGAAGUGCCCAUCAAGGCUCUACAUACAAUUUUUUGGACAUGACAAAAACCAAGCGACCAAGAUCACACUCAAUGGCACCGCCGCUCAUCGAGAAUACACGGGCUUCGUGGAAAACCAGCCAUAACCUUCCACAAUCUUCCCCAGUGCAUUCUCGCCAUGCCUCACAAUUUUCUACCAUUCACGGCCCUGAUAUUUCAUUUGCUUCCGAGAUUUCGACAAUACCUGACUCUCCAACAUACGCCGACGAAGAGCGAUUGACUAGACUGUCAUAUCAUGGGAGUCAACCGAAUCAGAAGGCUUCACCACCUCAAACUCCUCCACCUACAACCCACCGCCGGAGCAAAUAUACCGCCCCUGGUGAAGAAGGGGCUGAUCUGCUGCUGUUCCUGGCUACAUCACCCUCAGCAGGGGAUCUGGGUACUAGACACACCCGCUUGCUUCCGCCCUCCACACCCCCCUCCAAAGAACUCUUGCGUACUCCUGCUCUGAUCGGACGAAAUACCCCCGGUCAGAAUUUCAAUUUCGCGGAAUUCAUUAACAUUACACCAAGCCCCGCACAAGGUGCCUUUGGCGACCGCACACCGGGUAUUAGCAGGACACCAUUAGCUGCGAAGGACGCUCGAAGAAAACUUAACUUUGAUAGUUUGGUACCUCCCAAUGGUAGCCCGCCACUCAGCAACGUUGGACGGGGUAGCAUCAAGACGGGCCUUGGGAUGGAUCUUGGAGAGGAACUAGUGUCCUGA